Messenger RNA from Nerophis lumbriciformis (worm pipefish), 2226 nucleotides. The record is from RefSeq and is a predicted model, not a curated record. Lineage: Eukaryota; Metazoa; Chordata; Actinopteri; Syngnathiformes; Syngnathidae.
AUGGCUUCAACGGCAGCCGGCAAGCAGCGAAUCCCGAAGGUGGCGAAGGUAAAAAAUAAAGCUCCGGCGGAGGUGCAAAUCACCGCCGAACAGCUUCUCAGGGAGGCCAAAGAACGAGAGCUAGAACUUUUGCCGCCGCCGCCAAAACAAAAAAUCACCGACAAGGAGGAACUCAACGACUACAAGCUAAGGAAGAGAAAGGCGUUUGAAGACAACAUCCGAAAGAACCGUACUAUCAUCAGCAAUUGGAUAAAAUACGCACAAUGGGAAGAAAGCCUGACAGAAGUCCAGAGGGCGCGCUCUAUUUACGAGCGCGCGCUGGACGUGGACCACCGCAACGUGACCCUGUGGCUGAAGUACGCCGAGAUGGAGAUGAAGAGUCGGCAGGUCAACCACGCCCGCAAUAUCUGGGACCGGGCCAUCACCAUCCUGCCCCGCGUCAACCAGUUCUGGUACAAGUACACGUACAUGGAGGAGACACUGGGUAACGUGGCGGGCUGCAGGCAGGCCUUCGAGCGCUGGAUGGAAUGGGAGCCCGAAGAGCAGGCCUGGCACUCCUACAUCAACUUCGAGCUGCGCUACAAAGAAGUGGACAAAGCUCGCAGCAUCUACGAACGUUUUGUCAUGGUGCACCCCGAGGUCAAGAACUGGAUCAAGUACGCGCGCUUCGAGGAGAAGCACGGCUACAUCGCGCACAGCAGGAAGGUUUUCGAGCGCGCCGCCGAGUUCUUCGGCGAGGAGCACAUCGACGAGAACCUCUUUGUGGCUUUUGCGCGCUUUGAGGAAACGCAAAAAGAGUUUGAGCGCGUGCGCGUCAUCUACAAGUAUGCGUUGGACCGCAUCCCCAAGCAGCAGGCCCAGGAGCUCUUCAAGAACUACACCAUGUUCGAGAAGAAAUUCGGAGACCGGCGGGGAAUCGAGGACGUCAUCGUCAACAAAAGGAGGUUCCAGUACGAGGAGGAAGUCAAGGCCAACCCGCACAACUACGACGCCUGGUUCGAUUAUCUGCGACUGGUGGAGAGCGACGCCGACCCCGACACGGUGCGGGAGGUGUACGAGCGCGCCAUCGCCAACGUGCCGCCCAUCCGGGAAAAGCGCCACUGGCGCCGAUACAUCUACUUGUGGAUCAACUACGCCCUCUACGAAGAACUGGAGGCCAUGGACGUGGAUAGGACAAGGCAGGUGUACGAGGCCUGCUUGGAUCUGAUUCCUCACAAAAAGUUCACUUUUGCCAAGAUCUGGCUGCUGUCCAGUCAGUUUGAAAUCAGACAGAAGAACCUGCAACGCGCCAGGAAGAUCAUGGGCACGGCCAUCGGCAAAUGCCCCAAGAACAAACUCCUCAAGGGCUACAUCGAGUUGGAGCUUCAGCUGCGCGAGUUCGACCGCUGUCGCAAGCUCUACGAGAAGUAUUUGGAGUUCGGGCCGGAGAACUGCACCACUUGGAUCAAGUUCGCCGAGCUGGAGACCAUCCUGGGCGACGUGGACCGCGCCCGCGCCAUCUUCGAGCUGGCCAUCUCGCAGCCGCGCCUCGACAUGCCCGAGGUUCUGUGGAAGUCCUACAUCGACUUUGAGAUCGAGCAGGAGGAGUUCGGGAACACCCGGAACCUUUACAAAAGGCUGCUGCAGCGGACCCAGCACGUCAAGGUUUGGAUCAGUUACGCCAAGUUCGAGUUGUCGCUGGAAGGCGAGGAGCGCGUGCGCAAGUCCCGGCAGAUCUUCGAGGAGGCCAACAAGAGCUUGAGAAGCUGCCAGGAGAAGGAGGAGCGCCUCAUGCUGCUGGAGUCCUGGAGGGACUUUGAGGCCCAGUUCGGCUCCGACGCCUGCAGGGAGCGCGUGGCCAAGCUGCUGCCCGAGAAGGUCAAGAAGAGGAGGAAGCUUACCGCCGAGGACGGGUCGGACGCCGGCUGGGAGGAAUACUACGACUACAUUUUCCCAGAAGAUGCCGCCAACCAGCCCAACCUUAAACUCCUGGCCAUGGCUAAGAUGUGGAAAAAACAGCAGCAGCGGACGGCGGAAGAACCGGACGUUCCGGAAAAUGCCCCGAUGGCCGCCGAGGCCGCUUCCGGAGACGUGCCGGAGGAGAGCAAUGUGACUCAAGACGAGAAUACUUAUGACGACAGAGAUGACAGUAGUAGUAGUAGUAGUAGUAGCAGCAGCAGUAGCGAGCAGGAAGAGGAUGAAGACAAAAAUAAGGAAAAGAGCGUAAGCCAAGAUGACCAUCGUUGA